Messenger RNA from Penaeus vannamei (Pacific white shrimp), 1719 nucleotides. The record is from RefSeq and is a predicted model, not a curated record. NCBI's taxonomy places the organism in Eukaryota, Metazoa, Arthropoda, Malacostraca, Decapoda, Penaeidae.
AUGCCUCUUAUGUCACCGUCGGGGGCCGCCGCCGCCGCUGCACGAAGCCCUGGUCAACAUCAACAGCCUGGUGACGGGGCCGCUCAACCUUUCGCCAGGAUACGAUUCGUACACCAAGCGGAUCCUGCUGCUGCACCCCACGGAGUACGACACGUCCAUUCACGACGACCUCUCCGCGGACGAGGCGUACGAAAUACCGGUCAGGGAAACCAAGCCGUCCAACUGGCGAAGUUGCGGAGUAUAGUACAGUGGACGCCUUUCAUCCAGACAUACAAGAAGCACAAGUAUCCAUGGGUGCAACUUGCCGGACAUCAAGGUAACUUUCUCGCUGGUUAUAAGCAAGGGACUAUACUGAAGAAAUUGUGCCCAGCAGAAGAGAGAGCUUUGGAAGCUAUUAAAAAAGAUAUUUUACGACCCUACGUUCCUACAUACAUGGGUGUGGUGGAAGGAACGGACGGGGAAAGGUACCUCCAGCUGCAAGAUCUUCUGAGCGACUUCACUCUUCCUUGCGUUAUGGACAUCAAAAUGGGUGUCCGCACGUACCUGGAGGACGAGCUGGCAAAAGCAAGAGAGAAACCCAAACUAAGAAAGGAUAUGUUUGAAAAGAUGGUACAGAUAGACCCCAAAGCUCCAACAGAAUCAGAGAACAGAGCUAAAGCUGUCACAAACCCCAGGUACAUGGUAUGGCGGGAGACCAUAUCUUCUACAGCUACCCAGGGAUUCAGGAUAGAAGGCAUGAGAAGAGGAGAUGGAACAUCCAGUAAAGACUUCAAAACUACACGCACAAGAGAGCAGGUUCUUGCCUCGCUCAACAGUUUCCUUCAGGGAUACCCUCAUGCUGCUAGUCGAUAUGUCCAGCAGUUGAAGUCUAUCAAAGCUACAUUGGAGGCUUCUGCUUUUUUUAAAACCCAUGAGCUUAUAGGCAGCUCUCUUUUGUUUGUCCAUAAUGAAAGUUCGGCUUCAGUGAAGCUUAUUGAUUUUGCCAAGACCAUUCCUUUACCGGAAAAUGUAGAGAUCACUCACGAAAGCCAUGGUCAAGGAACUCAUGAAGAUGGCUAUCUCCUAGGCUUGGAUAACCUCAUUGACUUGUUCUCAGUAAUAGAGAAGAAUCUUAAUGUAAAUGAUGCCAUAACAAAAACAGAAACACCGGAAACCACUACAAUGCCACCACUCCAGAGGAGACCAACAGCAGUACCAGCAGUGCACUCACUACCAAUACCACCACCAACACAUCCAGCAACAACAGCAACAGCACCUCUACCUAGGUCAAAUACAGUACAAGUUGGAGAAGAAUGUACAAAGCCGUAGUGUCUAUGUCUAUAAAGAUUUAGUUAAAAAAAUAAUUUCUGUAUUAUAGAAACUUCUGCAAUGCUUCACUGUUAAUGACAUUCAGAAAACAAGUGGAUAGUACUGUGUGCCAUUAUGAAGCAGACAAUACUGAGUGUUCUGAAGUGUGAGAAAGAAAAUGGCUUGCCCUGUGAUGAGACUGUUCAGCAGUAAUGAAAGUUUACUGUUAACACCAUUGUGUAGAAAAGUGCAUACUCUUAUAGAAACACUAAUGGGAUUAGCCAUAGCCUGUUCAGUGAAUAGUUGAACAUUUAAAGCCUGAUUCCAGGAAAAUAUUUUUUUGUGGCCUUUUGUAUAUAGCAAAUGUACAUAUCCUUGAUUACCUCUUAAAAAUACAAGUCAUGUAUAUGAAAUAACAUUACAGUUCCAGAA